AUGUCGUCGUCCACCACCACCACCGGCCACCCGGUGCCCACCUCGCCCGUAGAGCCGACGGCGGAGUGCAAGUCGAUGGAUGAACCACCGUCCUCGGCCUUGUCCAGGAAAGCUCGCCUUGUCCAUCAUUUCUCUCAAGAUGUUCGAUCAUCCACCUUUGCGGAACUGCAGCUUGCCAUCUUAACCUUCUGCACCGGCAUGCAAGAUGCCACCACCUUCCCCGACUAUCAUUGCUUCGCCUCCAACCAGACGGGAAACACCGUCUUUCUCACCUUGGCCCUCAUACUUCCCCAUCUCAACGGCGACGCCUUCAUCACGUCCAACAUCGGCAUGGCCCUCGGCAUGUUCCUCGGAGCCGGCUGGCUCACCGGCCAGCUGAGCCAUCUCAUUGGAGCUCGGAAACGAUGGUGGCUGGUGCUCUGCAACUUGAUCCAAAGCCUCGUCGUCUUGGGUGCCGCCGCCGUGCAGUAUCGCCACGGCACCGCCGACAGAGGCCCGGCGGCGCUCGCCGUCGUCGGCAUGCUCGCCUUUGCCGCCGGCAGCCAGGUCGUUCAGUCGCGAAGCCUCGCCAUGACGGAGAUUAGCACCGCCAUGGCGACGGCCGCUUGGGUCGACUUGAUGAUCGACCAGAAGCUCUUUGUGCGGAAGAACCGGCCACGGACUCGACGCGUCGUCUUCCUCCUCGCCUUGGUUGCCGGCGCCCUCGUCGGUGCCCUGGUCUACAGGGAGGUGGGUUCGGCGACGGCCAUUGCCAUGUCGGGAGCCGGAAAGGUCCUCGUCACCAUUCUCUUCAUCUUCACCCCUUCGCAAAAGGAGGAGACGCAGGAUCCGUCGCCCGCAUGA
This is a messenger RNA of Drechmeria coniospora, 843 nucleotides long. RefSeq names its product DUF1275 domain protein. NCBI's taxonomy places the organism in Eukaryota, Fungi, Ascomycota, Sordariomycetes, Hypocreales, Ophiocordycipitaceae. The transcript is spliced from 2 exons. The record is from RefSeq and is a predicted model, not a curated record. Bases 1 to 843 code for a protein of 280 amino acids.